This is a messenger RNA of Paramuricea clavata, 316 nucleotides long. Lineage: Eukaryota; Metazoa; Cnidaria; Anthozoa; Malacalcyonacea; Plexauridae. The record is from the annotation of a GenBank genome assembly.
AUGGAUUGCCGCGGAGACUUCAACCAUGUUGGUCGCAAUGGCGGCCCAGCUGAAGUUGACCUUCAGGUCGUAGUUGCUGAAAACUGUGACUGGGCCAGUCGGUAAUCUUGGCGGUCCUGCUCACAUGUAAACAAACCUAUUCGAAAAAAAUGUUUUUUCAUACCUCCACAGUCCAUCCCGAUUCGACAAUGAUGAUACCGCCUUGCAGCAUAUGGAUUGCCGCGGAGACUUCAACGAUGUUGGUCGCAAUGGCGGCCCAGCUGAAGUUUACCUUCAGGUCGUAGUUGCUGAAAACUGUGACUGGGCCAGUUCGUAA